Folsomia candida is the source of this 2075-nucleotide messenger RNA. Its product is annotated as titin. The coding region runs from base 224 to 1597 and encodes 457 amino acids. The transcript is spliced from 12 exons. The record is from RefSeq and is a predicted model, not a curated record. NCBI's taxonomy places the organism in Eukaryota, Metazoa, Arthropoda, Collembola, Entomobryomorpha, Isotomidae.
UCUUCUCUGCUACACGACUCUUUCCCUCCCUCCACCACCACUCACCCACUUUACGAAUCACACUCUUUACCGCACACUCCCUCCAACCACCAUUAUCUUAAUUAAUUCACACGGCAAGAGGCACACCCACUACCAAAGGAUUUCGCACACGCUCGGGAGGAGUCUGGUCCAACAACUCCAGCCGAAGGAAAUUUGCUCUGGGUAGUUUACUCAAUCUGCAAAGAUGGACAUUAGAGCAAAGAAAGCGAUUGGGAAAAAUCGUGUGAAGAUUUUGCAACUUGAUUACUUUGAUUUGACCGCACCCCUUUUGGCAGGGGAUAUUUUACCGAUCAAGAAGCACAAGGAUAUUAAAACCGAGGCUCCUACCAACAAAGCCAGGAUUGAUCUUUUGCUCGAGUGGAUUGAUGAAAGUGCUCCUAAAGAUGCCUUCCCCACAUUUCUUCAAGGCAUACGAAAUUGCCAGGAAAAUAUGUUGGCCAAAAAAAUUAAAAAGGAAGCCACGGAUGGUGGAAUGGAAAUGCCGAAAAAGCCUGCUGCUGUGAAAGUGAACAAGCCACCCACAAUUUUGCCUGGAAUUGGUGGCGUUUCAACCUUUCUUACACCAAAUGCCUUGGACAAAUCAAAGGCAAAAUCACCAAAGCCUAAAUCUGCGACAAAAGCUAAGACAGAAGUAAAAACAGAAGUUUCUGGGUUGGGGACCUUGACACUUCCAUUUAAUGGGCUGGGAUCAUUGUUACCCCCACCUGUUGGCUUGCCCACUCCGCCUUCACGCAAACGAAAGUCGGGAGCUGAGAAACCGAAAACUCUCAAAAUCAAAACGCCUACUAAUGGUCCUCCAAAGCCGGACGACACAAAGGUGGUAACAAAAAGUGCUCCUACCCCCAAAGUUGAACCUGGCACAAAGAAAGCACAAGGAGCAAAGAUCAAGCUUCCUAAAGCUCCACGAGUGACAAGGAAAUCUUCCACUGAAAAAGGAGAUGAAGCUGACAAAAAGCCGAAGGUUGUUAAAAAGAAACCUGAUGCACCUGGAACAAGUGCCCCUAAAUCACCCAAAGCUAUUGGAAAGGCAAAGAUGAUGACUUUCAAAGAAGUGGAAACCAAACAACAAGACUCGCGACAAAAAUUUCGUUUCAAGAACAAUGACGCAGUUGUGAAAAUCGUGCACUUCAAAGAUAAGACGGAUAUUUCUUACCUGGGUUGCCCAUUUGAAGAAAACAACAAAGUUUGCGAGAAGAAGGUGGAGCUGAAGAGCAAAGAAUUUGUGUGUGACUCUCGACACAAAAGUCCCAACUGCAAACAAAUACCUCGACUUUACGUCACUUGCAGCGACGGAACUGCCGAUCUACAGUUGACUCUGUUGAAAAAAGAUGUUGAAGGUUUCUGUGGUAAAUCCACUGCCGAACUCGGUAAUAUUUCCAUACAAGAUAUCAAGGAGGCUUUAGACGUCACGGUUGGAAAGAAGUAUGCAGUUGAAGUACAUUGCGAAAAAGCAAAGAAGGCAGCAAAGAAGUCCACCAUCCCCAAAUGGAACAACUUGGCUACAAUUUUUUCAGGUACCGACGAUGCCUCCCCUGCCAAGAAGAAGCGUAAGAAUUAACCGACCAAUUGGCGCUUGCAUUUAAUGACGAUGAUGAUGAGGGUGCGGAUAUCGAGGUGUUUCUCGAUAAGAUUUUUUUUAAGAUUUUCUGCAGCAAGGAAAAUUAUUCUAUUUUCAUAGUAAAUGUAUUUUGACUAUAAAACAACUAUAACUCCAAGAUAAAGUUAGUUAGCCAGAUGUCCUUCAGCUUUUAUCUAACAGAUCAAUCGUAGUUUUACGUAUUUAAUAAUGCUGAUUACAUAUUUACGUAGUCUAGAAAAGUUAUACAGUUUAUAAGGUAUAUAAUAUAUGAAAAUACUUUUGUUCUACAAAUGUAGAUGAUCAUUUUAUAUGACCCCGUACGUAGAGUGGUGUGUGAAACAAUAGUGUAGUUGUGUUAUUAUAUAUUUGUUUGGGAGAAAAUUAAAAUUUCUUAUAACAUACAGUCUCAAUAAUUUUUAACUGGUUACUACUAAUAAAGCUACUUUCGAGAGAAUAA